AUGAGUGACCAUCCUAGAGGUAUUCUAAGAAACAAGUCUGAUAACGAGGAAAGUGAUGAACAAUUGCAACACCAUCUCGAUCAUUUGGACAGACAAGAAGUUAUCAAGAACACUAGGCUCAAUGCGCAAUUGAGAGCCAAUUCUACAAGAGGUGAUGAAAUCAGAGCAAAGAUUGCUCAAAAGAAGAAAGAGCACCAGGACCAUGACCAUGACCAUGACCAUGAGUCCCUGCCAUCACAUGAGCACUUGAAGUGGGACGAAGUCAAUAUAUACAAGAAUGAGCAAGAGAAGAGCGCUAAGAUGAAAAUAGACGAACCAAAAACACCGUACGAGGGAGGAUUCAAUCCAGAAGGUGAGUACUAUCGAGACGACGACGAUGAUGAAAAUGCUACUGCCAAUGUACAAGUGGUAGACGAACAAGAUAUUCCCGAAUUCGAAUUGGGAGAGGGAGAAUACGAUAAAGCGCCACACCAUGUUCUGGCAUCGCUCCAUGGUGGCCAAGUGAUCAAAGAGCAAAAUUCAACCGACAAUGUAGAUGAUGAAGAAGAAGUUGAAGAAACACCUCUUUCAGCUGAGGAGAGACAUAAAAGAUUCGAGGAGAAAAGAAAGGAGCAUUAUCAUUUAAAAGCACUUCCUUUGAAGCAAAAUAUGGCUAUUCCAGAUGAUGAUGACAAUAACGAAGAGCAAGAAGAAGAAAAAGAAGAAGAAAAGUAA
Molecule: messenger RNA, 714 nt
Organism: Lodderomyces oxycetoniae
Lineage: Eukaryota; Fungi; Ascomycota; Pichiomycetes; Serinales; Debaryomycetaceae
Exons: 1
Coding region: 1-714 (237 amino acids)
Biological process (GO): regulation of signal transduction
Molecular function (GO): protein phosphatase inhibitor activity
Source: RefSeq, a predicted model, not a curated record